This is a messenger RNA of Perca flavescens (yellow perch), 509 nucleotides long. Its product is annotated as homeobox protein H17-like. Gene Ontology annotation, biological process: embryonic morphogenesis; regulation of transcription by RNA polymerase II. The record is from RefSeq and is a predicted model, not a curated record. Gene Ontology annotation, molecular function: RNA polymerase II transcription regulatory region sequence-specific DNA binding; DNA-binding transcription factor activity, RNA polymerase II-specific. Lineage: Eukaryota; Metazoa; Chordata; Actinopteri; Perciformes; Percidae. Gene Ontology annotation, cellular component: nucleus.
AUGGACAUACGACAUCCCAGCCCAACCUCGUGUAAUCUACGGAAACACAAGAAUAACAGAAAACCCAGAACUCCCUUUACAACCUCUCAGCUGCUUUCUCUGGAGAGGAAGUUCCGUCAGAAACAGUACCUCUCCAUCGCAGAGAGAGCGGAGUUCAACUCCCUCAGCCUCACAGAGACCCAGGUCAAGAUCUGGUUUCAGAACCGCAGGGCCAAGGCCAAAAGACUGCAGGAGGCCGAGCUGGAGAAGUUCAAGCUGGCCGCGAAGCCGCUGUUGCCGGCCUUCGCCUUUCCCUUCCCCCUGAGCGCACCCAUGGGCUCACCGUCCCUAUACGGGUCCCUGAACGGACCGAGGCCUGCCUUCACCGUCCCAGGACUAUUCAGUGGACCAUAUGGGAUGUACUACUUGUCUUAACCCUCACUACCUUUGAACUGCAUCGCUGGGAAAGCUGCCUUUUAAAAAUGCCUUAGCCUAUACAGCAAAUAACCAACACUGAAGAAAAUGUCCAU